This is a messenger RNA of Entrophospora sp. SA101, 1185 nucleotides long. Lineage: Eukaryota; Fungi; Glomeromycota; Glomeromycetes; Entrophosporales; Entrophosporaceae. The record is from the annotation of a GenBank genome assembly.
AUGUCAUGUAUGUAUACCUACUGCAAUAAUAACAACAACAUUGUCAUCGGAAGUAGCAGUAACUACAGCACUAUUAUAACUCCCUCUUCAAGUUGUUCACAUUCACCACUUAAGCUUGAUCCGAAUGCAUUAUCAUUGGCUACGAAGAUUGAUUUUGAUACACAAUAUCCAGUAACAACAACAGCAGCAAUACCAACAACUCCAGCAACAACAGCAGCAGCAAUCUCAACAGUUCCAGCAACAACUCCAGCAGCAAUCCCAACAGUUCCAGGAGCUGCAAGAAGAAAUUCAACAACUCCAGCAGCAAUCUCAACAGUUCCAGAAACAACUCAAGCAGCAAUCCCAACACAGCAAUUACAAGAAUCUAAGAAGCUGCAACAACAACGUUUUCAAGUACUUCAACCACCUCAGCAACAAUUCCAACAACAGCAAACUGGUAUUCCAUUGUUACAACAGACCAAUACAUAUCCAACAAAUUCAUCAUCUCGCCAUAAUUGUACUCGUGCAUGUGAUAGCUGUAUUGAUGCGCAUGCUAAGUGUAAUAUGAGAGAGGGGUUUUCUUUGUGUGAUAGAUGUAUUGAUAAUAAUAAUAAGAAUUGCAGUUUUAAAAAACCUCACAAAAGUAGAGGCAGACCUAGCAAAAACAAACCAAAGAUGAAUGAAACUAAAAACAGCAAUUCUAAUGAUGUCAACGUUGCUGAUAAUGCUGUCAAUGAUACUCAUCGUGGUCUAAUUGAAGGUGUGAAGAAUAUUAUUGAAUCUGGCAAUGAAGAUUUACAAGUCAAUCCACAAGGUAUAUUAAUUCACAACGUUGAUUUGGUUAAUGGUCGUGUUAUGCGUGAAGGUGGCUUUAUUAGUUUGAGUUCAGGCAUUGAAGAUUUGCAAGUCUAUCCUAGACAAUCACAAGAUAAUAUCAAUAGUCAUGAUAAUACUGAUUUAUCACCGCAUGAACAAUUGACACAACCUAUGGCUCUAUGUGGUCCAAGCAAUGAAGCCUAUACACAAGGAGGUAAUCAUCGGAGUACUGAGGGCUGUGUCUUACCAACCUCAACCUAUAAUCAUCAAACCAAUGAUCAGCAACAAUCAAGCCAUGAUGAUUAUUAUGAUACGUAUUUAUAUACGUAUGAGCAAUUGAUGCAGUCAUCGGGUGUUGUUAUUGAUCCAGCGGUUCAAACACCACCAUAA